AUGAGCAGCACUGCAAAAUCCUCGUCAAAGUCCGGCAAGGGCGUUGAUUCGUUUGCGGAUCUCAUGUCCUUUGCUGGUGCAACAUCGUCUCGCAGCUCAAAUGAUGCUCUUGCCGGGCUUUCUCUCAAAGAACGUCAAGAAAAACUCAAGCUUGAACAGGAAAAGAAGGUCCAAGAGCGUCGGGCAGCUCAACAGAUGUGGGCAUCUGGUCUUGACUCUCUUGGUGCUUCAUCUUCUACUCCAUCGCUCUCAAGUACAUUAUCUUUUACAUCACUUGCUCCGUCUCCAGCAAUAACCCCGGCUCCAAGAACUGCAUCCUCUACCCCAGUUCCACCAGCUGCUUUGCCGUCACUUAAGGUCAAACAAACGCCUAAUUUAUCAACUAUUUCUUUGCCUUCGUCCAUUGCCUCACUACCAGUAGCUUCUGGGAGUUCUAGUUCUGCUUCGCCUUUAGACUUCGACUUUUCUAUUUCCCAGCCAGCCCCUGUUCAAUCAAAUUCAUUAGAUGAAUCCUCUAACGACAUUGAUGAUAUUUUUGCUGUCUUCAACAAGCCACCGCCACCUUCAGCACCUGUCCCUGCUCCCGUAAAUGAGCCUGUAUCUCCACCUUCAAUUACUGUAGAGAAACCUGCUCCUAAAAGACAUGUUGGUCACGCUUCAGAUUUGAACGAUCAGUCGCCUAGUACCAACUUUAAUAGUCGUAGAGAACGAGAAAACUUCGACAUGGAUGAAGAUGAUUACGAAGCUCCUCAGAGAUUUUCUCCCAAAAAAGCUAACAAAAAUUCUAAAAGCGAAAAACUAGAUCAUGCAAUUGCUGAGCUUGUUGACAUGGGUUUUACUGCUGAGCAAUCUGCUGAGGCAUUGAAGUUUACCGAUGAUGGUAUAAAUGUCCGUCAAGCCAUUGAUUAUAUUAUGACCGAAGCCCACCGCAAGGCCACUGGUAAACCACCAAUUGAUCCUCAUGAAUAUCGCCAGCACCGUGCAGAAUCUUCAUCUGGUGGUAACAGCAGAAGCGACACGCCAGAUAUCUCCAAACUUGCACAAGAGUUUUCAUCUCAACUUUUUUCGGCAAGCAAGAUUUUGUUUAAUCAAAGUAAGAAAACCAUUAACAAGGCCAUCAACUCAUAUACGGCUGGUCCUGCUGAUGAUGGUACACCUGCAUGGAUGAGAAGUUCGGAUCGAUACAGACAACAUUCGCACUAUGACGAAGACUUAGAGGAACCUGUUUUACGUCCUUCAAGAAAAACAUGGGAUGAAGACGCUCCUGAAGUUGACAUCUCUAAUAUGCAUUUGGGUAACGGUAACAGACCAAAGAAGAUUUCCCCUCCAACUGUCACCGAUGAAGCACUUGCUCUUGAAUCAGAUGGAUCUCGAAGAACAAACAGAUCGUCAAAAGCUGCUGCUGCUUCUCCUCCUCCUCAGUCUAUUCGAAGAUCAGCUAGCCCUCCUCCAAUGGCUCCUAGACCCAGACGUGCCAAUCCCCCAGUCUCUCGUACGCAACGCUUUAAAGAUGAGUUUUCUGAUGACGACGCUGGAUCGGGUGCUGCUACACCUUCCACUACUGUAACACGUUCGUCUCCUAAACUUGAUAACAUUUCUGCGCCUUCCUCUGCUCGGGCCUCUCCGGUUCCAAGCCUUUCCAGAGCUCAACAAUUUAAGAUGAACGGAUCUGCUAAGGAUGAAGAUGAUGUGAUGGCAUAUGUGUCACCGGCACGUAGAAACCGUCAGGCUAAGCCAUCGCCUUCUUCACGAUCUUCGACGCCUUCUAACGACAAACCAUUUGUUUCUACUAUUCCACCAAAGCCAACUGUUCCUCCACGAGAACCUGUUGCUAUUUCUUCUAUCGCUCUUGAUAUGGUUUCGACUGCACGUCAAUCCGGUACAGAGGCUUUUAAACGCGGAGACUACCCACAAGCUGAAAUUUUCUAUACUCAAUCACUGGCUUCUAUUCCACCCAAACAUCUUUUACGCACCAUUGUUCUUUCUAACCGCGCAGCGGCCUAUAUGAAGCUUGGUGACUCUAAGGCUGCGCUUAAUGAUGCGAAAGAAGGUUUGGAUAUUAUUGGUCCAGGUCUGGGUGCAGAUGAAGAGGCAGAGCCCGGAAAACCACUCAAGGAAAUAUGGUCGAAGCUCACACAACGUCAAGCUGAAGCUCUUGAGUCUUUAGAACGGUUUAAAGACUCCCUGGGAAGCUGGAACAACUUAAUUGAAAAUGGAUAUUCAUCAAAAACCGCAUUAGAUGGAAAAAGACGAUGUUUGGCAGCUCUUGAGCCUCCCAAACCUAAACCAGCUACUGCUCCUAAGCCAGCUGCUACGGCUGCACCAGUACGUCCUAAACCAACUCCUAGCAAGCCAUCUACAUCUAGUGCUCCCAGCGAUGAAGCUCUAAAGCGAAUUCGUGAAGCGAAUCAAAAGGCCGAACAGGAAGAUGUUGAACGCUACCAGCUACUGGACUCGGUGGAGCAACGAAUUGAGAGUUGGCGCAAAGGUAAAGAAGAUAAUUUGCGCGGGUUGCUUGCUUCGUUGGAUACAGUUCUGUGGUCAGAGCUUGGUUGGAAAAAGGUCAGCAUGGCUGAGCUUGUUAUUCCGAAGAAGGUUAAAAUUUCAUACAUGAAAGCCGUGGCCAAAACGCAUCCAGAUAAAGUUCCGGCAAAUGCAACGACCGAACAAAAAAUGGUUGCACAGGCAGUCUUUGUCACAAUAAACAAGGCAUGGGACGGAUUCAAAGUUGCUAAUGGACUUUCGUAA
Messenger RNA from Magnusiomyces paraingens, 2748 nucleotides. RefSeq lists its product as uncharacterized. Gene Ontology annotation, molecular function: clathrin binding. The coding region runs from base 1 to 2748 and encodes 915 amino acids. Lineage: Eukaryota; Fungi; Ascomycota; Dipodascomycetes; Dipodascales; Dipodascaceae. The transcript has a single exon. The record is from RefSeq and is a predicted model, not a curated record. Gene Ontology annotation, biological process: clathrin-dependent endocytosis; clathrin coat disassembly. Gene Ontology annotation, cellular component: vesicle; cytoplasm; intracellular membrane-bounded organelle.